Messenger RNA from Saccoglossus kowalevskii, 810 nucleotides. Its product is annotated as phospholipid scramblase 2-like. Gene Ontology annotation, cellular component: plasma membrane. Gene Ontology annotation, molecular function: phospholipid scramblase activity. NCBI's taxonomy places the organism in Eukaryota, Metazoa, Hemichordata, Enteropneusta, Harrimaniidae. Gene Ontology annotation, biological process: plasma membrane phospholipid scrambling. The record is from RefSeq and is a predicted model, not a curated record.
AUGUCGCGAACACCAGUAACACAGCAACCAAGGCCGACCACUGGCGAGUCACUGGAAAUGAAAUGGGUAUCGAAACUUUCACGUGGAUACACACCAGGUGGGGUUCCAAGUGGCCUCGGUAUAUUGGCAGACACCGACCAUCUCCGGGUUCAACAAACACUGGAUACAUUAGGUGUCGGCUGUAAUACCAAUAACACCUACACACUUUCCAACAAAGCAAAGGAGAAAAUCUUUGAAGCGGAAGAAUAUACCUCGUGUUGUAGUCGAUUUUGGUGCGGACCAGCACGUCGGUUUGACAUGGCCAUCAAAAACGAAGAGGGAGAAAAGAUUCUGCAUUUUGUAAGACCUGUUCGAUGUGAUGCGUGUUUCUGUUGCUGUUGUCUCGAGAAAAUCAUGAUUCAGACUCCCAUGGGAGAUGUUUUGGGUUACGUUAAACAAAAAUGGACUUUUUGUGGUGCAACAUUAAAUGUACUGAAUAGUGAAGAAGAACUCUAUUAUACGAUAAAGAGUCCAGCGUGUCCGUGUAGGUGUUAUACAGAUCUCUUUUUCCCGAUCGAAGACGAUCAAGGCGAAGAGGUGGGAAUGAUACGUAAACAGUGGGGUGGCAAAAAGCUUUAUGCGAACAUGGACCAUGAAAAUUACGUAAUUGAAUUUCCAGAAGACGCGGACAUUAAAAUGAAAGCCAUAAUACUAGGAGGGGCAUUCCUUGUGGUAAGGGAAAUGUAUACUAAUCUACUCAAUUCAUCAGGUCUACCAACUAUACAAGAAUGGCGUCCAUACGAGUCAAAGAAGGGAAUAACAGUGUAUUGA